This is a messenger RNA of Pipistrellus nathusii (Nathusius's pipistrelle), 2175 nucleotides long. The record is from the annotation of a GenBank genome assembly. Lineage: Eukaryota; Metazoa; Chordata; Mammalia; Chiroptera; Vespertilionidae.
AUGGUCUUGACGCUGCUGCUCUCCGCCUACAAGCUGUGCCGCUUCUUCGCCAUGUCAGGCCCGCGGCCGGGCGCCGACCGGCUGGUGGUGCCGGGGCCGGACGGGAGCGGCGGCGCGGAGCCGUGGUGGGUGGCGGGCGGCCGCGGGCCCCGCGAGGUGUCGCCUGGGGUGGGCAGCGAGGUGCGGGGCGCCCUGGAGCGCGCGCUGCCCGAGCUGCAGCAGGCGCUGUCGGCGCUGAGGCUGGCAGGCAGCGCGCGGGCCGUGGGCCUCGGCCUGGCGGAGGUCCUGCACCUGGUGGAGGAGGCCUGGCUGCUGCCGGCCGUGGGCCGCGAGGUAGCCCAGGGUCUGUGCGACGCCAUCCGCCUGGACGGCGGCCUCGAUCUGCUGCUGCGGCUGCUGCAGGCGACGGAGCUGGAGACGCGGGUACAGGCCGCGCGCCUGCUGGAGCAGAUCCUGGUGGCUGAGAACCGAGACCGGGUGGCGCGCAUCGGGCUGGGCGUCAUCCUGAACCUGGCGAAGGAGCGCGAGCCGGUGGAGCUGGCUCGGAGCGUGGCGGGCAUCUUGGAGCACAUGUUCAAGCACUCGGAGGAGACGUGCCAGCGGCUGGUGGCGGCCGGCGGCCUGGACGCGGUGCUGUUCUGGUGCCGCCGCACGGACCCGGCGCUGCUCCGCCACUGCGCGCUGGCGCUGGGCAACUGCGCGCUGCACGGGGGCCAGGCGGCGCAGCGCCGCAUGGUGGAGAAGCGCGCCGCCGAGUGGCUCUUCCCGCUCGCCUUCUCCAAGGAGGACGAGCUGCUGCGGCUGCACGCCUGCCUCGCGGUGGCGGUGCUGGCCACCAACAAGGAGGUGGAGCGCGAGGUGGAGCGCUCCGGCACGCUGGAGCUCGUGGAGCCGCUCGUAGCCUCCCUGGACCCCGGCCGCUUCGCCCGCUGCCUGGUGGACGCCAGCGACACCAGCCAGGGCCGCGGGCCCGACGACCUGCAGCGCCUGGUGCCGCUGCUCGACUCCUCACGCUUGGAGGCCCAGUGCAUCGGGGCUUUCUAUCUGUGCGCCGAAGCUGCCAUCAAGAGUCUGCAGGGCAAGACCAAGGUGUUCAGUGACAUCGGUGCCAUCCAGAGCCUGAAACGCCUGGUUUCCUACUCCACCAACGGCACCACCUCAGCGCUGGCCAAGCGCGCCCUCCGCCUGCUGGGCGAGGAGGUGCCGAGGCCCAUCCUGCCCUGCGUGCCCAGCUGGAAGGAGGCCGAGGUCCUGACGUGGCUGCAGCAGAUCGGCUUCUCCCAGUACUGCGAACGCUUCCGGGAGCAGCAGGUCGAUGGCGACUUGCUUCUGCGGCUCACGGAAGAGGAACUGCAGACUGACCUGGGCAUGGUGUCCAGCAUCACCCGCAAGAGGUUCUUUAGGGAGCUCAGGGAGCUCAAGACCUUCGCCAACUACGCCACGUGUGACCGCAGCAACCUGGCUGACUGGCUGGGCAGCCUGGACUCGCGCUUCCGCCAGUACACCUACGGCCUGGUCAGCUGCGGCCUGGACCGCUCCCUGCUGCACCGUGUGUCCGAGCAGCAGCUGCUGGAGGACUGCGGCGUCCGCCUGGGCGUCCACCGCAUGCGCAUCCUCAUGGCCGCCAGAGAAAUGCUGCACUCCCCUCUGCCCUGCACCGGCGGCAAGCCGAGCGGGGACAUCCCGGAUGUCUUCAUCAGCUACCGCCGCAGCUCUGGCUCCCAGCUGGCCAGCCUCCUGAAGGUGCACCUGCAGCUGCACGGCUUCAAUGUCUUCAUCGAUGUGGAGAAGCUGGAGGCCGGCAAGUUUGAGGACAAGCUCAUCCAGAGUGUCAUGGGCGCCCGCAACUUUGUGCUGGUGCUGUCAGCGGGGGCCCUGGACAAGUGCAUGCAGGACCACGACUGCAAGGACUGGGUGCACAAGGAGAUCGUGACUGCUUUGAGCUGCGGAAAGAACAUUGUGCCCAUCAUUGAUGGCUUCGAGUGGCCAGAACCGCAGGCCCUGCCCGAGGACAUGCAGGCCGUGCUCACCUUCAACGGCAUCAAGUGGUCCCACGAGUACCAGGAGGCCACCAUUGAGAAGAUCAUCCGCUUCCUGCAGGGCCGCUCCUCCCGGGACUCGUCUGCAGGCUCUGACACCAGUUUGGAGGGUGUUACACACAUGGGCCCGACUUAA